AUGGACCCUUAAAUUAGAAUCAAAAAAGCGCACUUUAUUAAUUCCAGCAUCAAAACUAAUAUUAAAAAGGAUUAUAAGUUUUUGAGAGAGAUUGGCGCAGGAGGGUUUGGAGUGGUCUUUGAAACAGAAUAGAAGUCGACUGGGCUAAAAAGAGCCAUCAAAGCAAUUGCAAAGGAUAGAGUGGUAGAUAAAGAAAAUUUUAAGAAUGAGCUAUCUAUUUUAAGAAAAAUAGAUCAUCCAAAUAUACUGAAAAUGUAUGAAGUUUAUGAGACAGAAAAGACAUUGUAUUUAGUUACUGAAAUGUGCGAGGGAGGCGAGCUCUUUUAUUAUAUCACAAAAACAUAACAUUUGACAGAAUUACAGGCUGCAAAAAUUAUGAGAUAAAUUUUUACGGCAAUAGCUUAUUUGCAUGAACAUAAGAUUGUGCAUAGAGAUUUGAAACCUGAAAAUUUCUUAUUAAAAAAUAAGGAAGAUGACUCCUCAAUAAAACUGAUUGAUUUUGGGUUGGCCAAGACUUUUAGAGAUGAUGAAGUUAUGACUUAACCUAAUGGAAGUUUAUUCUAUAUGGCUCCAGAGAUUAUAAAGGGACAAUAUGGAUACGAGGUUGAUUAUUGGUCUUUGGGAGUCAUUUUAUAUGUCAUGAUGAGUGGGCAACCGCCCUUCCCAGGUAGAAAUCCAUAAGAAACGUUAAAGAAUAUUUAGAAAGGAAUAUUCACAUUCUCAAAAUAAGGUUUUAAAGGAGCAAGUGAAGAGGUUAGGGAUUUAAUUUAAAAGCUCCUAGUGAUGGAUCCGAAGAGAAGAUUCAGUGCAAAAUAGGCAUACAACCAUCCUUGGAUUUAAUUGUAGGUUAGUAAUGAAGUGAUGAAUUUAAAAUUGCAUGAUGAAGCAAUUAAGGGAAUAGAUAGGAUGAUCAGUGCUCAACAAAUGAAAAAGACUAUGUUGUUGUAUUUGGCCACUUUCAUUCCAGAGAGUGAAAUAACAUCAUUAAGACAGUUAUUCGUAUCUUUGGAUAAGGAUGGGAAUGGAAUGAUUUCAUUGGAAGAAAUGAUUGAGGGCUUAUCGGAAUUCAAAAAGUUGAAGCAUAAAAACAUGGAUAAGAAUUACCUGAUCCAAUUGUUUAAGGCUAUGGAUAUAGAUUAGAGUGGAUAAGUAGAUUAUAGUGAAUUUAUUGCUGCAUUUUUGGCAUGUCCCCAAUUCCAGAAUGAAAGAUUCAUUGAAGAAUCUUUUAAACGUAUAGACCAAGACAAUAGUGGCAGAAUUUCUAAGAACGAGUUGAUGGAUAUUUUCCACACUGAUACUAUCUCCAUUAAAGAUAUAGAUAUUGAAGAACUAAUUAAGUAGGCUGACCUUAAUAAGGAUGGAGAGAUUGAUUACCAAGAAUUUAUGAUACUGUUAAGAGACAGGUUUGCUGAUUAAUUAAAGCAAUGA
Paramecium tetraurelia is the source of this 1428-nucleotide messenger RNA. RefSeq lists its product as uncharacterized. NCBI's taxonomy places the organism in Eukaryota, Ciliophora, Oligohymenophorea, Peniculida, Parameciidae. The transcript has 8 exons. Gene Ontology annotation, molecular function: calcium ion binding; ATP binding; calcium/calmodulin-dependent protein kinase activity. Gene Ontology annotation, cellular component: cytoplasm; nucleus. The record is from RefSeq and is a predicted model, not a curated record. Gene Ontology annotation, biological process: peptidyl-serine phosphorylation; protein autophosphorylation; intracellular signal transduction.